Anopheles arabiensis is the source of this 1517-nucleotide messenger RNA. RefSeq lists its product as uncharacterized. The record is from RefSeq and is a predicted model, not a curated record. Gene Ontology annotation, cellular component: membrane. NCBI's taxonomy places the organism in Eukaryota, Metazoa, Arthropoda, Insecta, Diptera, Culicidae. The transcript has 2 exons. Gene Ontology annotation, biological process: sensory perception of taste. Bases 196 to 1155 code for a protein of 319 amino acids.
GCACAAAAACAGACAGCUUUGGAAAGAAAAUUGCUCCCUUAAUGAAUGGGAAUUACAGAGAAUUUAAUUAAUUAAUCAUAUUAGAUAUUGGAUUGAUUCUCCAUAGACCAUCCCACAUGUUGGUCUCAUUCAAUUCGUAACAGUCUUUGGAAUAGAAACCCUUUGCUAGACUGCUGGCUCUCUUUAGCAGAAGUGAUGAACCAUCUGUAUUUGUACUAUCUGCUGGGAGUGAUGAAUUUCCGUUACGAUAAAGCGAAAGAAUCGUUUACCAGCAGCAAGACGAUGACCGCACUCAAAGUGGUGCUUCAUAUAGUUAUUCCAAAUUCGGUGCUGUUGGUAAUUUCGCUCAUAGGAACAACGGGUAUACUACUUACCAUACCGUCCGUACAGGUGGUAGCGUUUGCCAUGCGCGUCCUCUGGACGCUGCUGACGAUGAACAUUACCAUACUGCUGAACUAUUACUUUACCGGUACAAAGCAAUGUGCACUGCUAACCGAAUGUGUGGCAUGCUUACGAGAAGCGAAAAGCGAAAGUGCAGCUGAAGGUGCUCAAAACAGUCCAUUUCGUGGUUCAAAGGUCGUGCUGGGCGUGUUCCUGCUGCACUACAUCAACUACGAGCUAAACCAGUACACGUACGUGCUGCUGUACGAUGAAAAGUGGCCCGAGCUUAUGUUCUACAUCAUCUUUUACUACCUGGAGAUGGUAACGGUCAUGAAUGCACUGUACUUUUCCACCGUGCUCGAUAUCGUGCAUCGAACGGGGCAGCUGGAUAGCGAUCGGCUGUCCAGGUGUUUGCAACGAAACGCCACGAGCGAGCCGUCCGAGCUUGAUGAUCCGUACUGGUGGCGUACGAUCGAACAUUUUUAUCAUCGUGUGCUGACGCUACAUCGAAGACGGGCGAAAUAUUGCCGUGCGUUUCAGCUGCAGCUGGUGGCGAUUGCACUGAACACGUUCAUUGCUUCGUUUGUGAUAUUUUACGUCAAUUUGAACAUAAUCUUGAUGCAUACGCACGAUAACUGGCUGGAAAAGUACAAGCGGGUGACGGAGUGUUUGGGAUUCUUUCCGCAGCUGUGUGCACUGCUGCUGAUUUGUCGCAAUGCUGAUAGGGUUGAGAGUGAGGUAAGGCUUAACGUUUUCUUCUGUGUACCGGCGUGAAAGACGGGAACUGCUUUGCAUUUCAGCAACGGUGCUUAAUGCGCCUGGUUAUUCAAGCUCAAUCGAAGCUGACGAAAAGUGUAGCAAAUAUGGUACGGAGAGAGAGGAUCUCUUACCUAAGAAUGCAAUUCUAAUCAUGGUUCUUGAUUGUUUCAGCAACGUGGAGAUGCUUUGAAUGGCAGAAUGGUUCUUCUUCAAAGUCAGAUGAAAAUGGCACCAUACAAUCUGUUUGAUUUUGACCUUCAGUACUUCUUUGGAAUCGUGGCAGCGAUUGUUACCUAUCUGGUGGUAUUGCUGCAGUUUCGAACAAUCGAGUACAGCUGAAGUGUGGAAACAAUAAAGCUCCUUCCGUUCAAUGUACA